Homalodisca vitripennis (glassy-winged sharpshooter) is the source of this 235-nucleotide messenger RNA. RefSeq names its product gustatory receptor for sugar taste 64f-like. Gene Ontology annotation, biological process: sensory perception of chemical stimulus; detection of chemical stimulus involved in sensory perception of taste. The transcript is spliced from 3 exons. The annotation marks the transcript as partial. The record is from RefSeq and is a predicted model, not a curated record. Gene Ontology annotation, cellular component: membrane. NCBI's taxonomy places the organism in Eukaryota, Metazoa, Arthropoda, Insecta, Hemiptera, Cicadellidae. Gene Ontology annotation, molecular function: taste receptor activity.
AUGGCAGCUUUGGUCCACGAGGAGAGCAAAAAGCCACUCGCUCUGCUCUUCUGCGUACCCAGCGAUUGUUACUGUGGCGAGGUUUACAGGUUCCAGAUGCAAGUGACCCAUGACGAAGUGUUGAUCUCAGGCUGCAGGUUCUUCUCUCUCACUCGUUCCUUCAUGCUCACGGUUGCUGGGACAAUAGCGACAUAUGAGAUUGUACUUCUGCAGUUGGGGUCAUCUAGUGAAGAGA